AUGAGUUGGGUCGCGAGAAAGGCCAAUAUCCAGGGCGACAUCUGGCCCGGUCUACCCAAAAGAUGCCAGACCUUCAUGUUCUUCAAGAUCAAAAAAGGAGAGGAAUUCAAGACACGGCUCAGGUCUUUUGUGGAGGCGGGCGGAAUAACAUCUGCGCAGGAUGCCCUUGACAUGAAGAAGAAGAUUAUCGAGACAAAAACGGAAGCUAUACAGCGGUGUCGACCAGCCAAGAUUCAGUCGUUGCCAGGCGUGAACAUUGCCUUCACUUCAACUGGAUUAGGAGCAAUGGGAAAGUUUGUCUUCGAUGAGGCUGGUGUUAAAAAGGACAGAUCCCUUUCUAAAAUCUUUAGAAAAAACCAGCUGCGGGGUGGCCUAUUUGCAAAGGGCAUGUUUGCCGACCUAGUUGGCGAGGGUUGGGAUGACCCACAGGAGCUGCGAAAGGAAUAUCAUCCGUUUGGUGAGAAGGCUCAGCGGCUGAUUGAUGGCGUGUUUCUGGUUACAGCGAGUCGUGAAGAUGAUCUCGCUCAGAAAGUGAAUGGUAUUAAAGAGCACUUCCUCAAGGAGCCAGGCUCCGGUGAUGCCGAUACCUAUCGUGUCAGCAAUGAUCCAGUCCUCGAAUUUCCGCUUAUCAGACAGGGUCAGACUCGUCCAGACAAGGGAAAGGAACACUUCGGUUUUGAGGAUGGAAUAAGCCAGCCGCUCCUCGAGGGCUUGGACGAGGUGAGCAUCAAGGAAAAGGAUCCCAAACCAACAAAGUCCGGACUAAUCUUCGCCAAACACGAUGGCGAUGAUAUGGGCCAGCCGGACUGGGCCGAGGACGGUAGUUUCAUGGUUUUCCGAGACCUACAGCAACUAGUGCCUGAGUUUGAAAAGUGGUUGGAGGACAACAAGCACAAAGCACCCUUCGCCGAGACCUCUGAUAAUCCGAAGGAGAAGCUCGCGGCAUACUUGAUGGGUAGAUGGAGGAACGGAACCCCGGUCGACGAGAACCCGCAUGAUGACAAAGACCCCAGCCUUUUCAGAUCUAACAACUUCGAUUUCCAACCUGUCGACAAGCACGACAAAUGUCCCUUUGCAGCCCACAUCCGCAAGAUGCGACCCCGUGGAGACCUGGACCACGACCAUGCAGUCAUCAUCCGUCGUGGCAUUCCUUAUGGAGGCGAAGUGACUCCCGAGGAGAAGGCCGUGCAGAGAUCGGAUGAAGAGAAUGAGCGUGGCCUCCUGUUUGUCUGUUAUCAGAGUGAUAUCCGCAACGGAUUCAACUUCCUAACCACCCGCUGGGCGAGCAACCACUACUUCCCUGACCGGAAGUCUCAUUUCAUCGAUGACCACGGCCCUGGUAUUGAUGCCAUCGUGGGUCAGAAGCUUGAUCAUCACCCGCCUCGCUCUAUUGGUCUUCCUGAUGGUAAGAAUCCUACCGAGGCUCGGGUUGAUCUCGAGCGCUGGGUUAUUCACAGAGGUGGUGAAUAUUUCUUCUCGCCCUCAAUCAAUGCCCUGAAGGGAUAUCUGACAGAUGCCCCUGAUUACCCACCAGCUUUUACAACUCCAUGA
Molecule: messenger RNA, 1551 nt
Organism: Penicillium subrubescens
Lineage: Eukaryota; Fungi; Ascomycota; Eurotiomycetes; Eurotiales; Aspergillaceae
Product: Dyp-type peroxidase
Exons: 7
Coding region: 1-1551 (516 amino acids)
Cellular component (GO): cytosol
Molecular function (GO): heme binding; peroxidase activity
Source: RefSeq, a predicted model, not a curated record